AUGAUACAGCAGACUGUCCAGUUUGAAGGGCUGUCACAAGAGGAUCCUAAUGUCCAUAUUGCAAAUUUCUUGGAAAUUUGUGAUACUUUUAAACAUAACGGAGUGAUAGAUGAUGCGAUUCGACUAAGGCUUUUUCCCUUCUCACUUAGGGAUAAAGCAAAAGUUUGGUUGAAUUCUUUGCCACCUGGCCUCAUUACUACAUGGGAGGAGUUGGCACAAAAAUUCUUAGCAAAAUAUUUCCCUCCCGCAAAGACAGCAAAGUUAAGGAAUGAUAUCACCACCUUCAUCCAAUUUGAGGGUGAAUCAUUAUAUGAAGCAUGGGAGAGGUACAAAGAAUUAUUGCGAAGGUGUCCUCAUCAUGACCUUCCAGCAUGGCUUCAAGUGCAAACAUUCUACAAUGGUCUAGGAGCUACAAACAGGUCUAUGGUUGAUGCAGCAGCUGGUGGAGCUUUAAUGAGUAAAACUCAUGAGGCAGCCUAUGAACUUCUGGAAGAAUUGGUAUCCAACAACUAUCAAUGGCCUACAGAAAGAGCAAUGUCAAGAAAGACAGCUGGAGUUUUAGAACUUGAUUCUAUUACCUCAUUGGCGGCACAAAUGGCAACUUUGUCUCAACAACUAGGUAAAAUGAAUGUUAAUGUUAUUCAAACUAAUGUUUUUUGUGAUCAUUGUGCAGGAAAUCAUUCAAGUGUCGACUGCCAAGUGGGAAAUCCUUUUGCCCAAUUGAGUUAUGGACAAGCAAAUUACGUGUCAAAUUUUCAACGUCAAAAUAAUCCAUACUCAAACACGUACAAUCCUGGAUGGAGGAAUCACCCCAACUUCUCAUGGAGCAAUAACCAAGGGUUGGCUAAACCACCUCAGCAAUUUCCACAGCAAGAGAAGAAGCCAACACUUAAGGAAAUGUUCAUGCAAUACAUACAGAAGACAGACGUGGCGAUCCAAAACAACUCAGCUUCAAUCCGUAAUCUUGAGGUGCAGAUCGGUCAGCUCUCAAGCAUGCUCACAAAAAGGACUGCAGGAACUUUGCCGAGCAAUACUAUCACCAAUCUGAAAGAACAUGCAAAGGCAAUAUCAUCGAGAAGUGGGCGAACAUAUGAGGAGCCAAAAGUAACAAAUGCCAAACAAGAUGAAGUUGUGGAUAAUGAGGAGUCAAAGAUGAAGGAAACCGAGUUAGAGAUGAAAGGAGUGGAGCAAGUUGAGAAGACUAGGGAGAAUGAAAGAGCUUCAAAAUCCAAAAAAUCCAGGGAAGAUACUUUUGAGACUUAUUCUCCUUCAAUUUAUGAUCCACCAAUUCCUUUUCCGCAAAGAUUAAAAAAAAAUAAUGCGGAUGAUUAG
Quercus robur (English oak) is the source of this 1332-nucleotide messenger RNA. RefSeq lists its product as uncharacterized. The coding region runs from base 1 to 1332 and encodes 443 amino acids. The transcript has a single exon. The record is from RefSeq and is a predicted model, not a curated record. Lineage: Eukaryota; Viridiplantae; Streptophyta; Magnoliopsida; Fagales; Fagaceae.